Messenger RNA from Lichtheimia ornata, 864 nucleotides. RefSeq lists its product as uncharacterized. The record is from RefSeq and is a predicted model, not a curated record. Bases 1 to 864 code for a protein of 287 amino acids. The transcript has 6 exons. Lineage: Eukaryota; Fungi; Mucoromycota; Mucoromycetes; Mucorales; Lichtheimiaceae.
AUGGAGCAUCUGGGGUCAUUCGUAAAACGAUGGUCGGUCGAUCUUCCUCCAAAGGCCGAGUACGACUUUGCUGAUUCUCUUGGAGGUGCAUGGUACAUCACACCAACGCACCAUGCCAUUGAAUUCCUAACACUGGCACCAUUGUAUACAAUCUUUACGCUUCUUUAUGCAAAGAAAGUACUAAGGUCUCCAGGUGCCUAUCAGCUUCUUACAUCCACUGAGCAACGUCCCGCUCGAUCCAUAUUAGAAACCUUGUUGUUUGUCAUGUUGAUUGCAUCGUUCACGAUUACCGUGAUACACAAAGCAGUCACUGGAACAUUACUGUUUCUCAUGCAGCCGUGUCAUGCGAGUGCCAUUCUCUUGAUCCUCGUGAUGGGCUGGCCUAAUCACAAGUAUCCGCUCAUCCCACGUCUCCUGUUUAACAUCUAUUUGCAUACGCUGUGGGGCACGAUCUUAGCCUUGAUUUGGCCAGAUUUGAGAGAUCAUGAGAUGCUUGGAGAGGUUUUUAAUUUCUUUAUGGAGCAUACUUUAAUCCUCGUCGUGCCGCUUUACAUGACGUUGACUCGUCGCUAUCCCGUUUUACCCGUAUCGCUUGAUAUGGCCCUUUUCAGCUUUUUCCUGUACGCGGCAUACCACAGCCCUGUUUUACAUAUUUCAUCGCUCUUGUCAGGGUACAAUCUCAACUAUGCAUUGGUGCCGCCUGCUUUGACGUUCCUCAUUGCUGCUGGUCCUUGGUAUCGGUUCAUUAUGUAUACCAGUGCCUUGUUGCUCAUGUUCAUUACCCGCUAUGGCAUUGUAGAGAACUUUUUGAUCCUUGUGCAACAGAUCCAGAUCAUGAUGCUAAGGAAAAAGAAGACGGCCUAA